This is a messenger RNA of Polypterus senegalus (gray bichir), 1212 nucleotides long. Its product is annotated as zwei Ig domain protein zig-1. Bases 37 to 915 code for a protein of 292 amino acids. The record is from RefSeq and is a predicted model, not a curated record. Lineage: Eukaryota; Metazoa; Chordata; Cladistia; Polypteriformes; Polypteridae. The transcript is spliced from 7 exons.
UUAAAGUUAACUGCAAGCAUAAUUUUUCUACUAAUUAUGAGAUUCCACUUGAAGGAUCAUAGUGUGAACAUCAUGGAAAUGAAAGCUUUAAAACUUUUUAACUUAUUGUUAGUUGUGGCCUGUCUGGAUAACCAGUCCUUUGCUUAUCAAAGCACAACUCCAGGAUAUUCAUCACAGAAUGAUACCCAUGAACAGGCAACUCUAGACUAUGAUUCACGGAUUGACAUCUUUGGUCCUAAUGAGGCUUUACUUGGCUCUAUAAUUGACUUCACUUGCAAUACAACAGGAAAUCCACAGGAAAUUGAAUACCAUCUUUUAAAGAAGGGUUCUUUGCGGCUAUUGGGAGAAUACACCUCGACAACAAAUGUUGCUGAAUUUCCACUUGUGGUGAAAAUAACAUCUGAUGGAGAGUACACAUGUAAAGGAAUAUAUAAUUCAACAGGAAAAGUCCAAAUGAGUCAACCCAUCCACCUUGCUGUAGUAGUUCCUAUAAAUAGUAUUUCUAUACAUAAUGAUACUGACCUGGAUGACUUACGGCAAGGAGAACCAGUCAAGAUGCACUGUAAUGUAGGAAAUGCCACUUAUGUCAAAUUCAAAUGGCAUUUCAAUAAGAAAUUGUUGGAGGAAUCAGAAGAAGUCAUGUUUCUCAAUAAUACACUGAUUAUUAAUAACGUGCAAGUGAGACAUUCGGGGAUGUACCAUUGUCAGGCUUGCAAUGAGUUCAACCAGACUUUUUCAAGUUCUGCACUCAAUGUGACUGUGAAAGGAAACAAAAGAAUAAUGUAUCAAGCCAGCACUGAAUUAUCAAUUUACACGCUACUGCAGACUUUCACCUCCAUUGUUGGAACAGAAGAACUAACUAUAGAGACCAAGGGAUUUUUACAAACUUCUUCCUUUCCAGUAUCAUGCCUGUGAAAAUCUAUGGAACAAUUCCUGGGUUUGGGACCAGUAAUACCAAGAAAAAAAUCCAAAUUUGUUCAUAACUACAAAUAAAAACCACACAGUAAUUUGUUUUUCUGCAGUACAAUGCUAUAUAGUUUUGAAAUGUUAGCACUGCAUUGGCUUCUAUUCUUUUAGUAGAGCUUUCAUCAGAGGGGUUUCAUUUAGCUUGACUUUCCUGAUUCUUUGUUUUAUUUUACACGCUUUCAUUAUUAAAGGUGUUAGAUUUUAUAUUUAUCAGCUGAAUAAAUCUUAUGAUAAAACAUAAUGCCA